Actinia tenebrosa (Australian red waratah sea anemone) is the source of this 1667-nucleotide messenger RNA. RefSeq lists its product as uncharacterized. Lineage: Eukaryota; Metazoa; Cnidaria; Anthozoa; Actiniaria; Actiniidae. Gene Ontology annotation, molecular function: zinc ion binding. The record is from RefSeq and is a predicted model, not a curated record.
CAGAUGAUGGUUGGUCAUCUAGUUUAAAGCGGAUGCCACCUUUUAACCGUGCAGAAAUGGAUGCACAUAUUACAAAAUCUGGCAAAAUUAUCGAUCCUCAAAGUAAAGGGCAUUCUCUUCCAACUGGGCUUACAAAAGCGAAAACGUUUUUGGCGGACGAGUAUCUGAAAGAGAUAAAGGCUGCAAGCGACAAUGGGUACUUUUAUUUUAAAUCGCUAUGUCAUCAUAGCUUUAGAAAAAAUGAACCUCCACACAAAUUGAAAAUAGCUCUUGAUCUUAUAACCGCUGAAGUCAUAGAAGCAUGUUGCACUUGUGUAGCUGGCAAAGUGGGAAUUUGUAAUCAUGUUUUAGCUCUGAUGCUUAAGCUUUGUAAAUUUUCAUUAUAUGCAUGCAAUGAUAUUAAGGAUCUGGACUCAGAGGAUGAUGUGAAUCCUCAUGUUGCCUGCACCUCCAAUCUUCAAGUAUGGCACAAAACGGGAYGAGGUGAUAAGAUAACACCAAAGCCAAUCAUGGAAGUCAUGGUUAAGAAACCCAAAUUAGAUGAUUCCACAGCAAAUAGACCAGGGUUGAAAUGUCUUUUAUAUGAGGCCCGAGGUAACCUAAAAUCUCAGUUGAAAGACGAAAAGAAUUUAAAAGCUGACCUGAUGGCCAUUAACCCUAACAUGCCUUUAGCUCAAAUCCUGGAUACAACUGCAACCCCUGAAUUGAAAGAAACAAAAUUUGGCAAAAGUCCCUCUGGUUCCAUUGCAAGCUACCAACUUCAAUUCACAGAGUCAAAUUUUAAAGUGUUUUGUGAUUUGGAAUCCAUACCAACCAUUAUACAUGAAGAUAUGAGAGAUCUUCCUACAGAAUACCCUAAAUUCCCAYUUAACCCAACUGAGCCAUACAAAUUACCAGACCACCUUGAACAAAAGGAAGUCAACUUACUUACUUACCUCUUGGUUGAUGCAGAUAAAUUAAAUGACAUUGAGAAAAAAACUCGUAGCCAAUCCACAUCAAAUGAAUGGAAAAAUGAGCGAAGAUUUAGAUUUACUGCAUCUAAUUUCAAGAAAAUCUACAUUAGACAAAGAAAUCAUGAGUCACUUGUAAACAGUUUGAUCAAUCCCACCCCAAUUCAUUCAUAUUACCUUGAACAUGGUAAAAGAUAUGAGCCUAUUGCUUUAAGGCAAUAUCAAAGAUAUAUGUACUCAAUUAGAAGACCUGUGGUGUUAUUCAAAUCAGGCCUAGUUGUAGAUAUGGAUGCACCUUAUCUUGGGGCUUCUCCGGAWGGCAAAGUAAUUGAAGUAACUUGUGGAGAUCAGCAUGGUUUAGUAGAGAUCAAGUGCCCCCACACAAAAUUCCAUGUGACUCCCCUGGAGGCAUGUUCAGACAAAACUUUCUGUUGUGAGGAAGUUGAUGGGAAGCCAAGGCUCAAGGAGAACCAUGAAUAUCAUUACCAGGUGCAAGGACAAAUGGGAGUAAGCAAGGUGAAGUGGUGUGACUUUGUCAUAUAUACUAAUGUAGGAAUGAGCAUUCAAAGAAUCCCAUUCAAUGAUCAGUUCUGGGACACAGUUAAAGACAAAAUGACAGGGUACUUUUUUAACAAGUUUAUUAAAACAGCAGCUGAAGAAUUUUGCAAAUUAAGAAAUGAUUAGGACUGUAAUUGGACAUUUCAGUAUUGUUCAAAU